Messenger RNA from Adelges cooleyi (spruce gall adelgid), 5211 nucleotides. Its product is annotated as protein MMS22-like. Gene Ontology annotation, biological process: replication fork processing; double-strand break repair via homologous recombination. Gene Ontology annotation, cellular component: nuclear replication fork. The transcript is spliced from 21 exons. Lineage: Eukaryota; Metazoa; Arthropoda; Insecta; Hemiptera; Adelgidae. The record is from RefSeq and is a predicted model, not a curated record. The coding region runs from base 192 to 3479 and encodes 1095 amino acids.
AUAGUUGGCGUGGAGUUAAAUCUUUUUUCAUAAUACAUCGUAAUAUCGUGUAUCGUCCAUUAAUAUUUUAAAAUACAUUAAAAUUUAAGAAUUGAUUGGAAACGAACAUUAAAAUUUAAAAAAUCUAUUUUUCAAAAUAUUUUUGUUAUUUACUUAGUAAGUUAGUAUUAUGUUGUAAAUAACAAACUCUUAUGGCAUUAACUCCUCAUUAUAAUAUGCAUCUAUUUACUUCAGAACAAAUUGAAGAAAACGCCCAAUGUAUUCCUUGUUUUGACUGCAAAAUACGAACAAACAAAUAUUUCAUAAAAACAGAACAAAAGUUUAUCACAUUAGACGCAGAUGAAAAUGUUGAUGAUCAAUCUGAUUCUACGACUUUAUUUGGGCAUUUUUUUCAUAAAGGACAGAGCAUAGUUUAUGACCUUCCAGUAUUAUUCAAAAUGGCAAAGAAACAUAUAUUGAGUCUUAGUUCUGUGUUACGUGAUCAGUAUAAAUCAUUUAGAUCAAUUGAUCAAAAUCAUAAAGACACUGCAUAUUCAGAAACUAGGAAGCAAAUAGCAGAUUUUUUCCUGUUCUUGAGAGAUGGUUUUAAAAAAGCAAAUUGUAAUGAUAAUUACAGUUGGUUAUUAGAAUCUUACGAAGAUAAAAUUGUGUUGGAGCUUGAAAAUUUAUGUUCAUCUCUUGGAUUGUUUAACAAUUUGUCCGAAACUGUAAUUCAACAUGCGUUAGCUUCAUCAGAAAGCAAAAACAAUAUUUAUUAUCACUUAUACCACUGUAAUUUGGAUGUACGAUGGCUCCAAAUAACAGUACUACUACAAUUUCCCAAACACAUAAGUGUAUUAAAACAUACUGUAAGCUAUGUCUUAGAAGAUUUAGUACGACUGGGAAGAAAUAGAUUUAUAAAAUUAAAACCUAAAGAACUUCAUUCAAAGAGUGCAUUACUGUGUGAAUGUUCCUACGACUUAUUAUUUCUCAUUCAACAAUUAAUUAAAGAGCAACAAUCAUCUUGCAAUAUUGAUAAUUUCUGGCAACUUUUAAAUUCAACUUUUACAAAAGUAGAAAUUGUGGAUUGUGAAGAAUUAACUUUUCGACUAUGGUUUUUGAACAGUUUACAGGGAUCAGCUGAACUAGCAUUAUUUGACUUCAAGGAUUGUAAUUUAGUAACCACUCUUAAGGAUUUUCUUAAGCUUGAACCUAGUGAAGCACAGUUGAAAUUGGCUAUUUGUUUAUCAGAAAAUUUUGUGCUGUCAACUUAUGCUACUGAACCAAUAAUUACUUUAUGGGAAUAUUUUCACAAAAGACUUAAUUCUAUGUUCUAUUCAGCAGAUACAAAUCUUCAAAAUAUUGCAUGUAUCAGUAAAAGUGGUUCGGAACUCCUUAUUCAAAUGUUAAAUCUCUUUAAAACUCAGAUAUCUGAAGCAUAUGAAAAUUUGAAUAGCUAUCAGUUAUUUCAAAGACUUCUCGGUCUUCAUUUGAAAAUGAUUACACAUAAUUCUAAAGAUUGGAACCAGAUAAAAGGCAGAGUUUUUUCAAAAUUUUCUCAAAGUAAACUGGCAUCAUUCAAUGAAAUGGGGUUUUACAACUUUACGACACUGUUUUUAACAUUGGCAAUUAUGUCAUCUGAUACUUCUCAAAUUGCUCUUAAAUAUCAGCAUCUAAUAAAUUUAAUAACUGAACAAAAAUUAGAGUCUAGUAUACGGUUAACAUACUGGAAAGGCACUGUAGCUUUUUUAAUAUUACAUUCACAACGUAGUAUUACAAUCACUCCAUAUGGUUCAGCAUUAUCAGAAAUCGUCGAAACUACUCCCAAAGAGUACAUUACAAUAUUUGUAGACGGUCUAAGAGAAAUUUUUACUUACAAUGAAUCAUUAACUCUUGGACAACAUAUACUUUUUGGUACUUGGGUCGAAAAAUAUUUAAACACAAUCAAGCCAUCCGAUGACAAUGAAAUUCUACAAAUAAGUUUGCUUAUAUUAAAUAAAUUAAAAGAAGCAGCAAAAAAUUAUACCAUGCCGUUACCUAAAGAUAAUGAAGAAUUCAUGUUGUAUAAUGCAUUAUACAAACAAAUGUUGCCAUUUUUAAAAACAUCAUGUUUGGCAAUUGACUGUCAUACAAUAGUGGCAGACAUAGGAGCAACAUUUACUGCCUUGUCUUCUGUCGUGGCUUUUUCAGACACAAAAGUGAUGUUGUUUAACUAUUUUGUUAUUAACCAAGGGAUAAGCAUCAAGUUACUCAAUAGGUAUUUAUCAAUAAUUAUUAAAGAGAAUGUACCUACUACCAGUAUUCAUGGUUACAACAGUCUCGCUCUAAUUAAGGCAUGGCUACGCAGUUCAAUGUUAAUUACUAAUUGGACUUAUAACGAGACAAUAAUUAUAACCCAGUUUGUAUCAACUAUCAAGGAAAUUCAGGAAUUAUAUGAAAAUUCUAGUAAUAAUUUAGUUACGAGUGUUGAUCCAUUUAUUACAUUUUUAGACCAAUUGAACAUGAAAUAUCAUCAAACUCAGGAUUUAAAAUCAAAGCAAAAGCUUUGUGAAAAAGUGUCAGACUAUUUUUUUAGUAUCAAUAUUUGGGUGACCAAUUUAAUAAAACAACAAAAACAGAAUGACGAGAUUUACAGAUUAUACAUGGCAAUUGGCUACAUGUUAGAAAAAAUUUCACCUAUGAUAUACGUUAAAAGUAAACCAAAUACUAUAUUGCAAGAUCUAUUGGAUUCUAUGCUUUUGGGAGUAGCUGUUAGGAGUCCUAAUUCCAAGACUCAUCCAAGUGUAGUUACAGCCCUUCAAACGAAUAUACAUCGUUAUCUUAUUGGAUUGUUUCGACUGCAUCCGAAGACAGAUCAGUACAUUAAUCGUUGCCUUCGGGAAAUGAUUUUUAUUUACUUACCAAAAAUUUUAAUGGGGACAAAAUCAUCAGAUGAAUUACCAUUAAUUAAAUUUUUCGAAAAUAAACCAGAUUCUGAAAUCCCAGAACGUGGUUUACUGUUAGAACUUAUUGUAACAUUAUUUUUUAGUAAACGCAAUCGUACACCAGAUAGCAGUGUUGCCCAAGUUUUGGUGUUUAUAAAUAAAGUGAUAAAUGUAUAUUGUGACAGUAAUUUUGUGAUACUAUCAAUUACUCAUCACACAUUUGCACGUAUUUGUUCUGUAAUGAUGUUUUGUGAAGAUGCUAAUGUAUGUAAACGCAUUGCCAAUGACAUUUUAGGUACUUUAAUCCAAGUAAGCGAGUCAAAUAGCAGUAACGAAAUCAAAGAUGAAAUUCUACGGUCCUUGGAUGUACUCUGUCAAGAACACUUGGCAUUUUCUUCUAAAUUAGUAUUCGACUUUUUUGACAAUUUGAUAAUUUUAUCGCCGAACAUUGUAACUUGUUUUUUACCAAAACUUAUUCAAAAUAUUGAAAAGGUUGAAUGGAAACGAGGCAUUGGAUCAGACUUCACUUUAAGGAAAGGUCUGGAAAGGAUUCGUACAAAACUUAGUCACAAAUAAUAAAAAAUAGUUUUAAUUUCAUUUAUUUUUUAUAUUAUAUUAAAUAUCAUGAUAAAGAUAAUAUUAGAUGUAAAACAAUUACACCAUUUAUUUAUUUAAAUAUCUUUCCUUGAUUGAAAGGUCUGCCUUCCUUAUCCUUAGCAGUCCAUGCGAAGUACUCGCUCACCAAUUUCUUGGUUUCUUCGCUAUUAGCAUCCAGUUUUUCCCAAGUAUAUACAUCGUAAUCAACUUUCCAGUCAUUACUCAACUGUAACCAUGUUUUUUUAAAUAUAGUAAAUAUGAAAACAAAAUAUGUUAUUGUACUACAUACCUCAAAUGCAAGAUCAUGGCCUUUCCAUACCCAAACUCCGGAAAUUGUACUAUCUCCUUCAGAACCAAAUAAACAGACUGAUGCAAACGCAUUUUUUCUCAUCUUGUCUAACCUUUGAAACAUACCUUUGGGAGAAAAUAUUAUUAUUGAUACUUGUAAUUAAAAAUUGGUCUAUGAAAAUAUUAACAAUGUAGCUGUUGCAAAUCGAGCAAUAUAUUUUCUGACUUACCAGAUAUAAGAUUGCAGCUCAUAAAUACUUUUUGUAGCUCAUUAUUGUAUUUGUAUUCACCAAACCAUAUUGAAUAAUUUUCUUUAUCAAAGUGUUUCCAGAAAUGGGCAAUAGAUUUAGAUUCCUCUUCAUUACUGUAUACUCUCUUGAACUCGUCCAUAUUAAAUGUUCUAUUAUUAUAGUAAUUUAUUUUAAACAAUUGUUUUAAAAGCAAGAAAUUUUAGUAAAAAUAUAUACCCUUUAGGAAGGGCAUCAAAUGGAUCUUUAGAUUUGGGUUCAGCAGCCAAAAUGAGAUCGGCUGCAUCAGGCUCUUCAGCUGGAGCUUCUUCCUUGGGUGCCGGUUUCUUGGGUUCGGGAGCUUUCUUAGGUUUUUCCUUCUUUAGCUGCUUUUUUUCACCAGAAGCACCUUGAAGUUCAGUAUACAACUUUUGGUUAAACUCCGCACUUUUUUGGCAGUAUUCAAACUUUCCCACAACUUUAACUACUUUUGGUUGAUUGACUAUGGUAUCAAACCAUCUGUUUACGUUAGUAUAGGAUUUCCUAGAAAUUCCAUUUAAUUUAUUACUUAUUAGAUUAUUUAAUAUAGUUUAAUAUUAAACAGAACAUAAUGUAUAUAUAUAUAUAUUCAUUAAUUUAUAAUAAAAUAUUGCUAACAUAGGCCCGUCUGCUAAUUAAUUUCAAAUUACCAGAUCAAUACUUUGUUAAACAUUAAUAUACCUCAUUUUGUUACAAACUUUAAGAUAAUUCAAAAAGUUUGUCUUUGAUAGAGGAUUAAAAAGCUGCGAAAACUACUCAUCUAUCAUAAUUCUUUGUUUACCUGAAAUCCGGGUUCAACACAUGUUGGUAAAGUUGGAUUAAAGAACAAGCUACAGUGAUAUCGGCCAAUGAAAUACGUUCACCAACUAAGUACGUUUUUGUUAGUAAAUAAUUAUCCAAGUAAGUAAGUAUAGCUUUAACAUCUUCAAUUGCCCUGUCUACUGCCUAAAAUGAUAGUAAUUAUAUUGAACAUUAAAUAUCUUCUUAAUAAAGUGUUAUAUAGUAUACUAUACCAAUUUGUUGAAUUGAGCAACACUGAGAGAUGGAUAUACCCACGCAUAGGAAGCUGGUAAAAUUUCAUUAUCAGCAAAGCUAAUCCAUUGUUGUACAAGUGCUUUUUCAUAUGGUGUAGCACCUUUGAACUGCUCACUGGAUAC